Manihot esculenta (cassava) is the source of this 1387-nucleotide messenger RNA. Its product is annotated as non-functional NADPH-dependent codeinone reductase 2. Lineage: Eukaryota; Viridiplantae; Streptophyta; Magnoliopsida; Malpighiales; Euphorbiaceae. Gene Ontology annotation, cellular component: cytosol. The record is from RefSeq and is a predicted model, not a curated record. Bases 211 to 1188 code for a protein of 325 amino acids. The transcript has 4 exons. Gene Ontology annotation, molecular function: aldose reductase (NADPH) activity.
GUUGAUGAGGGUCAGCGCCGCCUGGCAGAUAGAGAGGGGUCAUCGUGCUUUGGAUGAAAGCCUCCAGUCGACUUUGGCAACGAAGCCUUUGGCCUUGGUCGGCGAUUAAGUUUUAAAUAGUGUGCGGUUGGCUGCUCUUCUAAUCUAAAUUUUAAAGCAUCACUGCCUUGUUAUUUUCUCUGUAUUUCGACUUUAGAACCGGUUUACCAAAUGGAGACUCAGGCGGCGAAGAUCCCUGAAGUGAAACUGAGAUCAUCAUCUGGAAAUGGGGACAUGCCAGUGAUGGGAUUGGGCACAGCUGCCGACCCAUUUAUUGAAUCCGCCAUGAAAGUUGCGAUCUUAGAUGCCAUCAGCCUUGGAUACAGGCAUUUUGACACCGCUGCCAUGUACGGUUCAGAGAAUGUUCUUGGGGAAGCUGUUGUUGAAGCACUUAAACUUGGCCUCAUAGAUUCUCGACAGGAACUGUUCAUCACUUCGAAGCUCUGGUGCAGCGAUGCACAUAGUGAUCUUGUUGUCCCUGCUCUUCAAAAUUCUCUCAGGAAUCUUCAAAUGGAGUACGUGGAUCUCUAUCUCAUUCACUGGCCUAUCAGUUCAAAGCCAGGAAGAUAUGAAUAUCCAAUGCCUAAGGAGGAGCUUCAAGCAAUGGACUACAAGUCUGUGUGGGCAGCCAUGGAAGAGUGCCAGAGGCUUGGCCUCACAAAGUCCAUUGGAGUCAGCAACUUCUCGUGCAAGAAGCUUGAAACGAUAUUUGCCUCGGCAACCAUUCCUCCUUCAGUAAAUCAAGUGGAGUUGAGCCCAGUGUGGCAGCAGAAGAAGCUUAUAGAAUUUUGCAAGACCCACAAUGUCAUUGUGACAGCUUUUUCUCCUCUGGGAGCAAAAGGUGCCAAUUGGGGCAGCAAUCUUGUUAUGGAGAAUCAAGUGCUGCAAGAGAUUGCAGAGAAGCUAGGCAAGACUGUUGCUCAGGUGGCUCUGAGAUGGAUAAUUGAGCAAGGGGCAACUCUUGUGGUGAAGAGCUAUAAAAAGGAAAGGCUAAAAGAGAAUAUGGAGAUUUUUGAUUGGACACUGUCAAAGGAAGACAUGGAAAAGAUCAGUGAAAUCCCACAGCAAAAAAUCAUGCUUAAAGAGGAAUUUGUAUCGCCUGAUGGGCCAUUCAAGUCCGUUGAAGAGCUAUGGGAUGGUGAGCUUUAACUUGGAUUAUGUGAAGCUUUAGUCCAGAAAAUACUGUGGUUCUCUUGUGUUGUUGUAUUAUACGUUUGCAAUGUUCUGUUCUAGCCUGUAAUGCUCUUUUAUCUUCUGCUCCCGUAUUCUGUAUACAGGUUUCAAAGGAAAUUUCUUACGUCAUAUAUAUUUCGUCAUUGAAAUAAAAUAAAAAGUUAAUAGAUAUGAA